GCCAGGUCAUUACUAAUUAACCCCGAGGGUCUUUGGCGUCCCUUACAGUUCUUUAGCUAAUGUUUUCUUCAUCUGGACUCUUUGCUAAUAUAAGUUGUCCCCUACAAAAACGCGGACUUUGUGGCCGGCCUCAUUGUCAGUACAAACAUGCCAGCGAACUGGCUGAGAUGUUUGGUACUUCACACAAAUCCGUUGACAACUCUCCAGGAGUCCAUCUUGGUGUACCAGUGACAGAUGAAACUACAGGUGACUGCCUCCAGGAACUGGAGCGGAUCAACAAGGAGAUUGAAACCGUACAGCACGAAGUUGAACAGGAGCAGAGACGACUGUCACACUACCGGAUCAUACAGGCUGACAGCAGAAAUACUACAGAAACAUCCAAUUUCUCUUUUGCCAAGUGUGUAGCAGUAAAUAAAAAGCUAGAUAGAGAUACUUGCGGACAUUAUAAUUGUGCUAAAGGGCACUCUCAAGCAAGAAAGUAUGUACUUGACAAUUCAAAACCAAGAACUGAUUUGGAGUAUGACCCUCUGUCCAACUUUUCGGCUGAUUUGCGGUCCUACAGCUCAUCAAAUAACGAGCAAAAAGUUAAAAAUGGACAGGGUUUGAAAAGAGAAAAACAUGCCACCCAUAGUGCCCGUAAGCCAUCCCAUCUAUAUCAGAUCCCACUUUCCCGAUCCCCCUCUCCAGAGCACUCGGACCCAAAUGAAGAAGGCAUUCUAAUUAUCGAUAUUUCUCCUUCACCUGACAAAAAGAUAGGUCAAACUCUCACAUCUACCAAUUCUCCUGUCUCCAGUUUUCAGGAUACGACAGAAAAAGUUUAUUGUACAAAAAAUAAUCAAGAUAUUUCUAACGUAUGUCACAACAAAAAUUGUGAAAAUACAUCAGAUGAUGGAAAUGUGAUUGACUUGACUAGAUAUUCUGAAGACGGAGCAACAAGUCCUGAGCUUUCAGAUGAGCUAAGUCACAGUUGUAUUGAUCAGCUGUUGGAAGAAACCAUAAAUGUUGAUGAACUGCCUCAUAUUCCAGUGCCUUGUAGUGGGAAGAUGAAUCCAAUGCAUCCACAGGUUGAUCAUCCCAAGAAAUCUCACUUUCAUAAAACCUCAGGUGCCAAGUCAUUUUCACCAUACAGACAAUGCAUGAAACAAACCCAGAAAAGUGAGCAGCCAGCUCAGAGCAUUACUGAUAACAUCUGGUCUCUAAACAGAAGUCUGUCAUUAGUGCCCCAAAAGAUAUCAAGCAGAGUUUCAGGACAGAUGCAAGAUGAAGAUUCUAUGGAUUGUUCUUCACCUUCACACUCCCAGCGAGUUUCAGCUGGCAGCCUUUGUGAAUCCCAGUAUACUUUGCCUGCCUCAAAUCUAACAAGGGCUCAACUGCCAUCUGAAUCUACUGACCUGCACUUGAUGAAAGAAGAUAAAGAUGUUAUAGUCAUUGUUUCCAGCAGUGAUGAGAUGGAGGAGUUGGACCUUUCUGAUGUGGACUUUUCAGACACGGACCCAGUGGAGGAAUGUUAUAGAAUUUUUAUGGAGGCAAACAAUGAGGACAAGGGAAAUGAAGAGCAACCUGUUGUAUCUUUUGGAAAUGCAGCAGAGGAGAAGCCUGAUGUAAAUGUAAAACUGCAAGGACUGACAGGAAAGAAGAGGGUGGCUCACGAAGCCAAACUUACAGAGCAGCCAGUGGCUAAAAGCAAACCUCAGCCCCAGGUGCUUGUUCCACUGCGUGGGCCUGUGGCACCUGGAUCUGCCUCCCAGUCCACCCAGCUCGCCAUGUUCCGCAAGAUGGAGCAGAAAGCCUCUGUGUUGACCGCUUCAGUGAAGGCUGGUCAGGCCUCCAUCUCUCAGAGGAAGCCAGAGCCUUUGAGCACACCACCUCCUCCAGCUCCCCUGGCAACGCACCCACAGCAGACUCCCUCACAUGACGCAGCUUCUGUAAACUACAUUCCCUUGGGAGCCACAGUGAUUGAUGUGGGCAACAAUCUCCACUUGAUCCUACCUGAGGGGACGGUCCCACUGCCUUCCACUUCCAGCCCAGUUACUUCAGUCCUAACUCCUAUCACACCAGUACAUACAAACCCUGUCAUCAUGAAACAAACAUAUCAGCCACCUGGGCUUACACCCAUUCGACAUCGCACAACACCACCUGCAAUUAUUCCUCCUCUGCCACGUAAGCCUUCACUGAGUUCUGCCUUUGCAACCACAAAUGCAAAUUCAUGUACUCCCACACAAGUCCAUGCUUUGAAGCCAGUGGCUACUAAACGUAAAGCAAAGCAGCAGUGUGAGACGGUGAAAGUGCCGCAUGACAUCAGACAGCGUUAUGUGAACAUGUUCACUGAGGAGUUUCUCAAAACCACAGCAAAUGUAAAUGAUGCGUUUGAGAAGGCACUCACUGAGGAGAGGACCGUGUACAAUCGUAGUGUAAACAAACUCAAAUAUCUGAGCGUUGCAGUGAAUGCAUUGAAGAGGCUUAGAAACCAAAGUGCCGCACCUCCUAAAAAUGAAAAUCGGGUAAACAGCCAACGAUCAAAAGGCAACAUUCCACUCAACCUAGAAAAACUCAAAGGAAACGGGGCAUUGUAUGAGUGUCUGAAGGAUUAUAUUAUGACUGAGGGAAUGCUGAUGGAAAGCAACUUUCCCAUCCAGUGUCUAGAAAAACCUGGGCGUGCUGUUCUUUUUAAUGACAAUAAGAAAAGCAGUUCAGAUCCCUUCAAGAGAAUAUGUUGUCGAUGUGGGUCAACAUACUCUGUGAACCAAACAGGCAAACACACCCGCAAGGAGGAGUGCACUUACCACUAUGGGAAAGGAGUUGAGAAUAGAGUGCCAGGUGGGGUGGAGACCCGCUACAGUUGCUGUGAGGGAGUCAUGGGAGCGCCAGGAUGUCAAGUGUUUAAGUUGCAUGUGUCGGAUUCCUUCAGCCUGGAUGGGUUUGUGUUUACUGGACCUAGAGAUCCCUCAGACACAAGCUGUCCUGGAGUCUACUCCCUAAACUGUGAAAUGUGUUACACCAUUCAAGGUUUGGAGCUGUCCAGAGUGACCGUGGUCAACCCCAGUCUGCAGGUUGUCUACGACACCUUCGUCAAACCUGAUCAUGAAGUUAUUGAUUAUAACACCAGAUUUUCAGGCAUCAGUGAGGAGGAUGUGAAAGGCAACUGCACCUCUCUCCGAAAUGUCCAAGAGACCUUGUUGAGCUUUAUCAGCGCUGACACCAUUCUGAUUGGACAUGGCCUGGAAACAGACCUAUGUGUCCUGAAGUUGAUCCAUGGCAUGGUUGUGGACACAUCAGUGGUCUUCCCCCACCGUCUGGGGCCCCCUCACAAGCUGACCCUGAACAGCCUCACAGCUGAAUAUCUAAGGCGCAUCAUCCAGGAGAGUGUUUGUGGCCAUGACACUGCAGAAGAUGCAGCUGCCUGCAUGGAGCUUAUGUUAUGGAAGGCCAAGGAAGAUGGAAGACUGAAAAAAUAAUGGAAAUAAAGCAAAAAUGUUCCAACACUGAAUACAUAAAAGAUAGAUAUGAAUAUGUCCAAUAUGCAUGAGGGUGUACAUUUAUUUGAUUCUGAUUUGAAUGUUUCCACAAGGUGUUGAGGGCUGUUU
Molecule: messenger RNA, 3584 nt
Organism: Sphaeramia orbicularis (orbiculate cardinalfish)
Lineage: Eukaryota; Metazoa; Chordata; Actinopteri; Kurtiformes; Apogonidae
Product: RNA exonuclease 1 homolog
Exons: 16
Coding region: 60-3455 (1131 amino acids)
Cellular component (GO): nucleus
Molecular function (GO): nucleic acid binding; exonuclease activity
Source: RefSeq, a predicted model, not a curated record